This is a messenger RNA of Auxenochlorella protothecoides, 498 nucleotides long. RefSeq lists its product as hypothetical. The coding region runs from base 1 to 498 and encodes 165 amino acids. Lineage: Eukaryota; Viridiplantae; Chlorophyta; Trebouxiophyceae; Chlorellales; Chlorellaceae. The record is from RefSeq and is a predicted model, not a curated record. Gene Ontology annotation, cellular component: nucleolus. The transcript is spliced from 3 exons. Gene Ontology annotation, biological process: maturation of 5.8S rRNA from tricistronic rRNA transcript (SSU-rRNA, 5.8S rRNA, LSU-rRNA); maturation of LSU-rRNA from tricistronic rRNA transcript (SSU-rRNA, 5.8S rRNA, LSU-rRNA).
AUGGAUGUGGGUAUCGGCAGGACGCACCCCUUGCUGGACACCCUUGCCCAAGUCAGGGACACCUCAAGCUCCGUCCGUCCCCUAGAGCGCCUGCUGGAGGGCGUGUCUGAGCCGGCGCAGGCAGAUGGCCUGCUACAGGGCUUGGCAGGGCGGCACCAUGCUUGUGCCGCUGAAGUCCACCACCCUGGGGUUCUGCAGACCCGGGAGGCACAGACCAGCAUCCUGCUGUUCAGCAUCACAGCCAGCGUGCUCCGAGCCAGCGGCUCCAGCCACAAGCAGUAUGCAGAGAGCGCCAAGGACCUGGCCCUGACCCUGAUGAAGCACCGCAUGAAGCUCGUUUACUUCCACCUGUCCUCGGGCGACAGCCGCAAGAUUCGGGCGGCCCUAGCGCUGCUGACCUCUGUGGCCAGCCUGUCGCCAGGCAUCGUGGAGGAGCUGGUCCGAGUGUUCGACUUCUCGCUUUCCAGCCUACCCGGCAUAGCCCGGCCCUCCAGGUGA